This is a messenger RNA of Neltuma alba, 1563 nucleotides long. RefSeq names its product WAT1-related protein At5g47470. The record is from RefSeq and is a predicted model, not a curated record. The transcript is spliced from 8 exons. Gene Ontology annotation, molecular function: transmembrane transporter activity. NCBI's taxonomy places the organism in Eukaryota, Viridiplantae, Streptophyta, Magnoliopsida, Fabales, Fabaceae. Gene Ontology annotation, cellular component: membrane. The coding region runs from base 140 to 1192 and encodes 350 amino acids.
ACGUGCGUAGAAGCAGCUAUACUUUCUGGCUUCUUCAUUCAUUUUCGACCAGAAAUUGCAGGACCCAUUAUUAUUAAUAUAUAUAAACGAAGCCCUCUUUGAGAUUGGAAGAAAUUAAAAAGAAAGGGAAAAUUUUGGAAUGGAGAUGUCAAGUGGAGGAGGAGGAAUGAGCAGUGCGAUAGAAGAUGUGAUAAUAAUGGGAGGAUUGAUCGGAGUGCAAUUUGUGUAUGCCGGCAACGCUGUGCUUAUGAGUUUUCUUAUGGCUUUGGGUCUCACCCCUCUCACCCUUGUCAUUUUCACUUCCUUCGCCACCUUCCUCGUUCUUCUACCCUUUUCCUUCUACUUUGAAAGGACUAAAUGGCCCAGAAAAUUCAGUCUCAAGUUUGUUAUCCAGCUAUUGGUGCUUUCGUUUGGAGGGGUAACUUUGUUCCAGUCGUUAUUCCUGAGGGGAAUCAAUCUAACUUCGCCAGCAAUGGGAACUGCCAUGCCCAACCUUGCCCCAGGUCUUAUCUUUAUCAUCGCAUGGACUUUUGGGUUAGAGAAAGUGGACCUAAGUUGUACGUAUAGUAAAGUGAAGAUUAUAGGGACAAUGGUGUGCAUGAUCGGAGCUUUCACAAUGAGCAUAAUGCAAAGCGUAACGCCUCAUGCAGCCACAGCCACGGACACACAGUCUUCUCAGUCACCACAUACUCACAAUUCCACCUUUGACUCUGACAAAAUCAUUGGUUCUCUCUACCUCAUGGCUGCUGUCUUCAUGUUAUCCUGCACUAUUGUCCUUCAGGCGUUUACAUUGGGAGAUUUCCCAGCACCCAUGACAUUAAGUGCAUUGACAUCCUUGUUAGGAGCCAUAACCACCAUCAUUGCUCAGUUGCUCGAGCAGCGCUCUUUUGACACUUCCUCCUUUGUCAACUUUGGAGCCCUCGCCUCUUAUUCUUUGCUGUCAGGUGGGUUGGGUGGAAUAUGCCUAAGCUUCAAUGGAUGGGCUCUUAAGAAGAGAGGUCCUGUCUUGGUCUCUAUGUUCAGCCCUGUUGCUACUGUCUGCUCCCUCCUCUCUUCUCUUACUCUUGGCUAUUCCACUAAUCUUGGAAGCAUUGCGGGGAUGUUUCUGAUGUUCACGGGGCUCUACUUUGUGCUGUGGGCAAAAGGAAAAGAAGGUUACGCUAACUUUGAUUUUGGCUCAGAGAAAACAUAAAAGGAUGAUCUCACCGACGUACGUACGAUAUACAAGUUUCUUGCAUUUGGAAGGGAUUGCAACUUUACAGCUAGAAAACCCAUUUGAGUUAACACUCAAUUCGCUACUUUAAAAAUGAUAUGAAGCGCAGAAGAUCGAUCUUGUUGUUCAUUGUUCAUACCAUUUAAUCUGUUAAUCCGUCUUGCAACCUCAUCACCAAAAUCAACGUAGGGUUGGCAUACAUGUGUAGGAGUUUCUAACCUUUGUUUUUGGAGGGGGGUUAAUUUGUCUUGGUUAGGUUAGUUACGUUCCUUAACAAUAUCACCCAAGCUAAGUGUGGUGAUAAGAAUUUUAUUAUAUAUACUCAUUUAUAAUUAUAAUUUUUCAGAGUA